Eucalyptus grandis is the source of this 612-nucleotide messenger RNA. Its product is annotated as vegetative cell wall protein gp1-like. Lineage: Eukaryota; Viridiplantae; Streptophyta; Magnoliopsida; Myrtales; Myrtaceae. Bases 1 to 612 code for a protein of 203 amino acids. The record is from RefSeq and is a predicted model, not a curated record. The transcript has a single exon.
AUGCUCCCCACAGCAGCUCAACCCAGCACCGUCGCGCUCUGUCUCACCCACGAGCCCACCGCCUCUGCUCGAGCCUCCACCCGCGACGCUCCUGCCCCGACGCCAGUAGAUCCCGAGCCAAUCGACGCGCCUCCGCCAGAGCCAAACCCGCGAAGUCGUCGCUGUCCCAUCUCGUCGGAACCCUCGCCGCGAGCCCACGUCCAUGCACCACGCAGCACCACUGCGCUCGCAUCGUUGCGUCCCCUGCACGUCGCUGCUGCCGAGCCGCUCCACCAUCCCAACGAAGCCGCCAUCGUGCUGAUCCGUGACGAUCCCGACGCAGCCCCCUGCUCCGUCGUGCCUCAGUCCCUGUUCUGCCUCGCCACUCCGCCUUGCCGAUCCACAACGCCUGACGCCGUUGCCCCGAAGACCAGCGAUAAGAUGUCCCUGCUCAACCCGACGCCUUGCUUCCCGGAGUCGAAGCCCUGCAACGCUGCUGCUACCGCCGGAUCUGCCUUGCCUGCAAUCAAAAGCUCAAGCACCGCCUUGCCGUCGCCGCCCAGCAUCCAGCAGCCCGUGACCCAGCACUGUCGCCGCGUCUGCCAGCCUCCGUCCGAAACCCCUCUCCGAUGA